CUAGAAUGGGGUGCGAACGAAGUGGGAGAAGGUCGGGAUAAGGGACACUUGGUACGCAUGCGACUACACGCGAACAAGUCAGGGCGAUCGUUGCGAUGAUGUUUGUUGUCUUUGCAGAUUUUUACGCUUGGCCGUUGCCUUGACAAUCUUCAUUCAGGCAAUCGAGUUCUGUCAAGUUCAAGGUUCCUGAGCAAACUGUGUAUAUAGCUGCUCUAAAUGUUGGGUUUCACAUUACUUUCCGACGUGAUUCCGUAGUUCAGUAUGUCAGGCGAAGCGGUUUUGAUUCCACAUGUUGUCUUCAUCCGCAGAUCUUGUUUCAUAUCAGCCAGCGCAACAUCUGAAUGUCUUUUGAAGGUUACCAGCGUUGGUGCAUUGGCGCAUGGGCCUGCCGAGCUGGUGGUGCUGCAUCUGCCGUUCUCAGUGCCGCAUCAGCGUGUGCAAUGUACCUCGAGCUUUCAUUCACGGACGCACUGCAGUUGAAUCCGUUCUCCGUUCAGAUUCUGGAUAAGCAUACGCGCGUUCAGGAUGAAUUGCAGCCGCUGGAUCAGCAGGACGUACGUGUGUAUGAACGACGAUAUUUGAAGAAACGUCCUGUCACAUUUACACAACUUAUCGCUUACGACGCUGGUUUAUAUUUGGGGCCUCCCAACUCUGUCCUUGCAGCGCAGCGGUCAUUACAGAAUGGUGCGACCAGUCUAGGAGUCGAUUUGAGCUUCACGCAAGAUGAUAAGCUUGUUGGUGCCCACAGUUCGACUGAAUGGAUUGCAAAUAGUAGGUUUCCAAAGCGGGCGCAAGAUUUGAUGGACAUUCGUUUUGAACAGGCGGAGUUAUCACCAACGUGUGAAACGUUUGAACAAUUCUUCUUGUCAAUUGGAGUACCGUCUUCGGAAAUGGUUGGCCUUCAGGCUUGCGAACGCCAAAGACUUAGUACGGCUGAAGAUUUCUUUGAUGCCUUUCCAGGCAUCCCUAUCAUCUUUGAUUUGAAAGCAAGUUCUUGGGAAAUGCAGCGGAGACAGGCUACUAUUAUGUACGAGUUGUUAUAUCGAAGUUAUCCAGAGCGAUGUGCAGAUGAUACGCUUACUUCAUUACGGGUGUUUGCUUUUCCAAAUCAGACCAAUCCCGCAGGGGCACGGUUUUGGAUUUUGAAAAUUUGUUCGGGUCUUCAACGUUGCCUUUCACAUUCAGUCUCGGGGUACCCGCGCACGGGGGGGGGGGGAAGCGAAACAAUAUUGAGACGCUCAGUCGCAGUCUCACAAGCAGUACAGCCUCUCAGAACGGGAAACUUCAAAUAUCGGACUGGCGGAUUCUUGACACCUUCUGAAUUGGCAGCUAGUUCUCGUUUUUUCAAGUUUGUUGGACAGGUUCACAUAAUUUGUGACUUGGCCGUUCAUGAGCUCGACGGAGAGGUUCAUGCAAGUCAUUCAGCACUUUACCAAGACCUGCCUUCUUGGCAAAGCGAUUUGCAAUAUUGUGUUGAAUUUGGUGUUGCAGCUAUUCAUACUUCGAGGAUUGAGUUGGUUUUGAAGACAUUGAGAAAAUUGUCAGUUAGGGAGAAGGAAAUUUCGCCAGCUUGGCCAGCUGCCAGCCUGAGCAGCCCACUGGCAGAGAAACUGUUGCCAAAAGCAUUUUGGCCAUCAGCACAUGGUAGGUGUGUUUUUGCUGAGCGUGGGUCAGACCCUGGUCCGAGUUUAGUUCUGUUGAGCCAAAGCGACGCAUCACACCAGACGCAGAGGUUCUCAGUUGGCCCAGAAGUUGCGAACAGAAGCAUGUGGAUGCGUUGUGCUGGGAAGUUUGCCACGGCCCUCCUUGUGUUACGACUCGUGGAAAUCGGCAAACUCCCAGGGCUCGAUGAGCCAAUUGUUGAGUUUCUUCAAUUACAGAAAGUGGAGAACCAUUCAGUAUUGCAGCGAUUGACCUUGCGGCAUGUCAUGGCAGGCGUGGGUGGCUUACCCUCCUGGCACUGGACGCCUGACUGGGUGAAAAAAAGAAUCAAGCCAGCGUCCAGAAUAUGUGAAGAGGCACUUCGCAAGGUAGACCCCGCAUUUGUUCUGGGCUCCCGAUUCCAAUAUUCCAACAUGCAGUGGGCAAUCGUAGAGCGUGCUGUCGAAGUUGCAACAGGCCGGAGCUUCCCCGAUGCAGCUCGUCGGUAUUUGUUCGAUCCACUUGGCAUUUCGAAUCGGACGUAUUAUCAGUCUGAGACAUUGCCUGCUUGUUCCCAGAGUGUUUCGUCGCAAGUUUAUCCAAUCAAUUUGCGGGCAGGGAUCGGUCUUUGUUCGAUUGCCGCGGACAUGUUUCUUCUUGGUGAAGCCGCCCGUACCGUUGGAUUUCUCGUGGUCGGCGGAUUCGCGGAGUGCAAGAAAUAGUUAUGGAUCAAUUGCGCCACAGAUUUCCCGCCGCGAUUCCGAGUUUCCUGAACAAUGCCCCAGUAACAGAUUUCGCUGCAAAUGGGAUAGAAUGGUCUGGCCGAGGCUUUGCUGGCUACUACUGGGCAGAUGAAUGGCUUGUGAGCUAUGGCGGGCCAGAAGGAUUCUGGGGUCAGAAGGUUCUCUUGCGCGUCAAGAAUGGACUCGGAUCAGGGCCACUUCUGGUGCAGUGGGUUUCUACGCCGCAUUUUAACAAGAGCGCGCAAGAUUUUGCCAGGAGCGUGUUUGAUCUAUUCACUGCUGCACCUGACAGACUUGGCUCCUCAUUGCCAGAUUGCCAAGCAGGCGCUGGCAUCAGUGAUUCAAUUGCAAUCCGGAAUGUCGCGGCAGAAGUGUCCAAUUCGAGUUACAAAACAAGAGCGGAGGACGCACUAGUGCCAGAGUGCAUGUACGCAAGAAGGACGUUGGAGCCGCUUGGUGAUCACCCAGUGUGCAAUCGUGAAUCUUUGCGUGGAGAUUCCCAGUCCAGUGAUUAUCCAGUUGCGCAGCCCCGC
Messenger RNA from Prorocentrum cordatum, 2917 nucleotides. Lineage: Eukaryota; Dinophyceae; Prorocentrales; Prorocentraceae. The record is from the annotation of a GenBank genome assembly.